AUGGAUACUGAGGAACAGCCAUUAGUUAGUGCAGGAAAUGUAGAAACGGGUGCAUUAAGCAGUACAAGUACUCUCUUUGAGGAUAUACCAUGCGAAAAUGUGGGGGCAGGGGCACAGGAAGUGAUGCCACCGCCCACCAGUGCUCAAGGAGAGGUAGAUAAAGAAAUUACACCACCUCCAGAAAAGCAGGAACCAGAGAGUGGUAAUCUGCCUGGUGGAUAUUCACUUCAGGCGAUAUUAGAGCGCGUGCUGGAUUACCAGGCAAAAUUUGCGCAACAGCAAGCCGAGCGAGAUCGCCAGCAAGCUGAGCGAGAUCGCCAGUUAGCAGAAAAUUUACUUGCCCAGCAAGCUGAGCGAGAUCGCCAGUUAGAGGAAAAGUUUCUUGCCCAGCAAGCUGAGCGAGAUCGCCAAUUAACAGAAAAUUUACUUGCCCAGCAGGCUGAGAGGGACCGCCAGCAAGCGGAGCGAGAUCGCCAGCAAGCUGAGCGGGACCAGCAACGUGUGCAAUCGUUAGAACAUAUGAAAAAGGAGAUUGCCUGUAUGAAACAGAAUUAUGAGUCGAUACCUAAGGCCGUGCAGGAGUUGACUGUACAGGUCAACAACCUGCAAGUAGCAAACACUAACAUGGUAGAUGAGAUAGGUGUCUUAGCCAACCGGUUAGAAAAGCUAGAGGUAGAUUCCACACAGCUUGUAGAGCAGAAGUGGAACGAACAAGCGACUAAAAUUGAAACCGAAUUCAACUCAUGGCUAGAAGUGAAGGAGAUUUCGUCCAGUCCGUCGCCCGGUCCUUCCGAUCGGCACGUCCCACCGUCCCAGUCACCAACGGACGGUACAGACGUCCCACCUGACAACCUUGCCGCCGAACAGGCUCCCGCACCGGACGCUGAGGAGACCAGUAGAUCUUCACAACACCUGUUUGACAAUUUCAUUGUACCCACCGACGCCUUCGAACCAGGUCGACGCUCCUCCUUGCCGUCGUCCGACACUGAGGAACACGUGCGCAAACAACGCUCGCCACGUAGGCGCAAACGCCGUCGCCGUUCACCCACGGGCUCUCAGAGCGUUGCCACCCGCGACGACGAAGACGACAGCCAAGCAGCCGACAUUUCCACGCAGAGGUCGGCGGACAACUUUCACGAUGAACAAGACAUUUCGCAGGACGGGACCACUAUGGAGGUCGCCACGCACAAUGUAACAAUCGGUGCGCCGGUUGAGACGCCUGUCUCCCCGCCGACAACUCCAGAUCUCUCUCACCACGACGCAAUUCCCAUGGACAUUGGACAGACCCACGGCACAGGAGCAUGGGCCGACGACAUUGAGGAAGGUACGCCCCCUCCUCCGGAUGAGUUACCUCCGCCGGACGAGGCUACCUGUUAA
Molecule: messenger RNA, 1377 nt
Organism: Schistocerca piceifrons (Central American locust)
Lineage: Eukaryota; Metazoa; Arthropoda; Insecta; Orthoptera; Acrididae
Exons: 2
Coding region: 1-1377 (458 amino acids)
Source: RefSeq, a predicted model, not a curated record